Messenger RNA from Malassezia japonica, 1026 nucleotides. RefSeq lists its product as uncharacterized. The transcript has a single exon. Gene Ontology annotation, biological process: rRNA processing. The record is from RefSeq and is a predicted model, not a curated record. Gene Ontology annotation, cellular component: preribosome, small subunit precursor; nucleus. Lineage: Eukaryota; Fungi; Basidiomycota; Malasseziomycetes; Malasseziales; Malasseziaceae. Bases 1 to 1026 code for a protein of 341 amino acids.
AUGCCGAAGCGAAAAGAGCGGGAGAGCGACGCGGUGGAAGCGGAGCUGCCGCUCGCCAAGUACCUAGCCUCGACCGAGAAGCGCGUGCGUGACCGUGCGAUCCGGUCUCUUUCUGCGUUCCUCCUGCGCAGCGCCAAGGAGGAGGGGCUGUCGAUGUCCUCUGUGGAGCUCGGCAAGCUCUGGAAAGGCAUCUUUUACUGUUUCUGGAUGUCGGACAAGCCGCUGGUGCAGCAGGCGCUCGCCCAGGAGCUCAGCACCCUCGUGCUGCGUGUCGCUGGCUACGGCGAGGAGACCGGCGAGGAGACCGGCGAGGAGACCGGCGAGGAGAAGAAGGAGAGCGAGCCCGACGCGGCCUCGGCGCAGGCUCGCGCGCUCACCGCCCUCGACUUUUACCACGGUUUCUGGACCACGACCGAGUCCGAGUGGCUCGGCGUGGACAAGUUCCGUGUGAAUAAAUACUACAUGCUCAUGCGGCGGUUCCUCCAUGCGGGCCUCGAGCUCCUGAGGCGGCACAGCUGGGACGCGGCGCUCGUCGAGCGCUUUGUGACGGUGAUGCGGGGCACCGACGGCCCGCUUGCCUCGAACAACGUCAAGGUGCCGGACAGUAUCACGUACCACGUGUGCGACACUUUCCUCGACGAGCUCGAGAGCGUCGUGGCCGAGGACGCGGCGGACGUCACGAUCCCGAUCCUCUCCCUCCUGACCCCGUUCCUGGAGCUCGCGGCGACCAGCACGUCGAAGCGCGUGCACGAGCGCGUGAUGACUACCGUGAUCCUCCCAUUCCUGGACGCGUGCGCCACGCAGAUCAAGUCGAAAAAGACCCUCGACACCUAUCCUGCGCUCCUCGCCCGUGUGCAUGCCGACGACGACGACGGCGAAUUUGACGAUCUCGACGACAAGGCGCAGUCGCUUGCUGCGGUGCGCCGCACUAUCCUCAAGGCAGCCUUUUCCAUUGCCAGCGGCUCCGAUACCUACGCCCCGAGCCGCCGCAAGCUCUACGCGCUGUGGCAGGCCGAGGCCGCGUAA